Messenger RNA from Parnassius apollo (apollo), 1158 nucleotides. NCBI's taxonomy places the organism in Eukaryota, Metazoa, Arthropoda, Insecta, Lepidoptera, Papilionidae. The record is from the annotation of a GenBank genome assembly.
AUGGUUUUCCUUACUAAAACCUGGUUUGCCGUUAAGGAGAUAAAAGUACCACGUAGCUACUUACGCAGUAAAUUUAUUGAUUCAGUUAGACUACACGUGAAGGGGGGUACCGGAGGCACUGGCCUCCCUAAAUUCGGGGGACUUGGUGGACAAGGAGGCUGCGUAUACUGCAUUGGGAAUGAAAAUGCGAAUCUUAAGAAUAUUUUAACAAAGUACCGUGCAAAGACUAUCAACGCUGGUCAUGGUGAAGAUAGUCGUAAAACGAAGAUAGUUGGUAACCCAGGUUCAGAUGUGAAACUUGAAGUCCCACUUGGCGUAACGGUAUAUAGAGAAGAUGGAAAAGUUUUAGGUUCAAUCGACAAAGAAGGUGAAACAGUUAUUGUGGCCAGGGGUGGUCCAGGAGGAAAUCCUGACAACAAUUUUUUAGGUCAUUUUGGUCAAACACAUCAUGUACGCUUAGAUCUCAAGUUAAUAGCAGAUAUAGGUCUAGUUGGUUUCCCAAAUGCGGGAAAAAGUUCACUUCUGAAGGCAAUAUCAAGAGCUAAACCAAGAAUAGCAAAUUACCCUUUUACAACAAUAAAACCUAACAAGGGAAUAAUCCCGUAUGAAGACUUAAGGCAAAUAUCAAUAGCAGAUUUACCAGGUCUUAUAGAAGGAGCACAUAUUAAUAUUGGCUUAGGUCACAAGUUUCUGAAACAUGUAGAGAGAACAAAGUUAUUAUUAUUUAUUGCAGAUGUACAGGGAUUUAGAUUAUCUCCUAAACAUCCAAAGAGAUCAUGCUUAGAAACAGUUUUACUGCUCAAUAAGGAGUUAGAACUGUAUGAUGUUGAGUUGUUAAAGAAACCUGCUAUAUUAGCGAUAAACAAGAUGGAUUUAGAUGGCGCUGAAGAAAUCCUUAAAGAUGUGAAAGAAUCACUUUCAAAUAUGGGUCAUAUUAUUGAUAAAAUUCCGGAAGAGUUGAGGCCAGAAAGAAUAAUCACUUUUGAAGACAUAAUUGGAAUAUCUGCAUUAAAAGGAAGCUCUGUUGAUGAACUAAAGCAGCUUCUCAGGAAGAGAUUAGAUCAGUUUGCAGAAGAGAACCCAGAUAUAAUUGAACCUAGCAGGUUGUUUAAGAAAAAUAAAGCUAUGGUUAGAGAAAGAGGUCCUCGAUUAACUUGA